This is a messenger RNA of Castor canadensis (American beaver), 2346 nucleotides long. It is a transcript of the gene Eif4h, whose product is annotated as eukaryotic translation initiation factor 4H. Gene Ontology annotation, molecular function: RNA binding. The record is from RefSeq and is a predicted model, not a curated record. NCBI's taxonomy places the organism in Eukaryota, Metazoa, Chordata, Mammalia, Rodentia, Castoridae.
CGAUCAGGCAGCGCGGCGGACAGCCCCAGCGGCUGGGUGGGGCGGGGCGGGGGUGGGAGGGAGUUAUAUUGCGGGGUCCUUCCUCGCUCACCCUGGUUCCUCUCGGAGCGGAGACGGCAAAUGGCGGACUUCGAUACCUACGACGAUCGGGCCUACAGCAGCUUCGGCGGCGGCAGAGGGUCCCGCGGCAGCGCUGGUGGCCAUGGUUCCCGUAGCCAGAAGGAGCUGCCCACAGAGCCCCCCUACACAGCUUACGUAGGAAAUCUACCUUUCAACACGGUUCAGGGCGACAUAGAUGCUAUCUUUAAGGACCUCAGCAUAAGGAGUGUACGGCUAGUCAGAGACAAAGACACAGACAAAUUUAAAGGAUUCUGCUAUGUAGAAUUCGACGAGGUGGACUCCCUGAAGGAGGCCUUGACCUACGACGGUGCGCUGUUGGGUGACCGGUCACUUCGUGUGGACAUUGCAGAAGGCAGAAAACAAGACAAAGGUGGCUUUGGAUUCAGGAAAGGUGGACCGGAUGACAGAGGUUUCCGGGAUGACUUCUUAGGAGGCAGGGGCGGCGGUCGCCCUGGCGACCGGCGAGCAGGCCCUCCCAUGGGGAGUCGCUUCAGAGACGGCCCUCCCUUGCGCGGAUCCAACAUGGACUUCAGAGAACCCACAGAAGAGGAAAGAGCACAGAGACCACGACUUCAGCUUAAACCUCGGACAGUGGCAACGCCCCUCAACCAAGUAGCCAACCCCAACUCCGCCAUCUUCGGGGGAGCCCGGCCCAGAGAGGAAGUUGUCCAGAAAGGGCAGGAAUGAGCUUGCGGUGGGGAGGGAAGGGGAAGGGGUGCGGGGAGUUAGAGCAAGACCUCAGCUCGGUGGCCUGGCCCGGCCGCCCUGCAGUCACCAUUCCCGCGCCUGACACUGUCCUUUCUCAACGGAACACGGAGCUUGUGAAUGAAUGCAUGUCACUGUUAACAAGUGGUUUCUAGCACAUUCUUGGCUUUGCUAUGCUACCUAGCGCCUGUUUUGUGCUUUUUUCCUUUCUUCCCUCUCCUCCCCAUCUCCUACUGUCCUCUCUCCCUCCUUGUUUUCCAUAACACACAGGUGUGUGGAGAGACGAAGGUAGCCAUCUCUUUGUGUUAGCCGCGCUGGCCAGGUUCCUGCCCCGCUCCCUUGACUUUUCUCGGUGCUUCUCUCCAUCCUGCAUGCUGAGUUCUGCGCUGCUGUGGCCUCUGGGAAGGAGCAGAGGUGACACCUCUGCACCCAGCUGCAAUCAGCAUCCAGAGCUGGCCCUGCCAUCCUUGCAGGUCCUAUCUCCAUGCCCACCCCAGGGGGUGGCUGCCCAAGCAGAAUAGGUCCCUUGAGAAACAGUGAGGGGCGCGGGGGUAAGGGGCGUGGAAUGCUGGGUGGACCCACAGAGGAGAGCUGUGCUCCCACGGUUCAGUCCAGCUCGUCCAAGACCAGCCUGGUCUUCAUGUGGUGUGGCACAGGCUCCUCUGCUGGGGGUGGCUGGCUACCGCCAGCGCCUUUCCCUGCCCCUCCCUCCGUGCUGAGGUGCUGUGGGGACAAGGGGCAGUGCUGGAGCUGCUCCCAGUGUCCCAGGAUCUGUUCCUGUAUAAGUAAGGAGAGCCUCUGCUUCCCACGCCCCUCAUCCACAGCACAGGUGGGCCUAGACAGACGCUGGCACUCUUGCUCAGUCGAAAGUGUUCCUAUGCAAACCCUCAGUGACCGUAGAUGACCGUGAGUGUCCUGACUUGGGGCCUCCUCUUGGGGACACACUCUUGCUCCUGUGACAGUGCCAGCACUCCUUUGGAGGAAGGAUUAGACCGUGGCAUUGAGCUUGAGCACCUGCACAUGCGCAGAUGGGAGAUUCGUUGGUGCCUGAGUCCCCGUCUGUCGGGGGGAGCAGUGGCCAGGUGGCUGGAGGCCAGUGGCUUCUGGCUGGCAGCACAGUGUGCUUAGACAGUGGAUCCUCCCCGCCGCCAUCCUUGGCUCUCAUCUGUCUUUGUUGCAAGGUCUCGGCAAUUUCCAGAACUCUCGCUCCUCCUCUCGCUCGCCAUCUUCUCUGCUUCUGAGAUAAGAACCAUUUGUGUAACACCAGUACCUAACUCGAGAAAGACAUGCGUUCUGUGGUCGUGAUCAAACCUGAUGCUUUCAGACGGCCUACUUACAUCUUCAGUGUGGAAAGUUCCAGAACAAAACAAACCCAUCCAAACUCUGGGCCACCAGUUGGCUUUUAAAUGUAAGAAUGGAAUUCCAGACACUUCACACAUGAGCUCUGUGACAGAAAGUGAACCUGGAAUACGGUAUUUUGUGAAUGAUCUUUUAAAUAAAAAGAGAACCUUACGUAAUGUU